CCCUGUCACGAGGUUUGAGUCUCAUCCACCAGGCCGCUCACUCUAUCGUUAGUCACAGGCAACGUUAACGAUGAGUGGUGCCAUGAAUUUCAAAAACUGCGGCUCUCUGCUGGUAACAGGAGCCAACCGGGGGCUCGGGCUGCAGAUCGUCGACAGUCUGGCGAGGGGAGGUUUCUCACCGGCCAAGAUUAUAGCCACGACCAGAACCCCCGCGAGUGCACAGAAACUUCAGGAACUGGCAGACAAACAUCCCAACAUCCAUAUAGUUACUUUGGAUGUGGUGAGCCAGGAGAGCAUAGAGAAAUGUGUAGAAGAGGUGGGCCAACUGGUACAAGAGGAGGGUCUGAACUGCCUAAUAAACAAUGCAGGGAUCAAUGUGGUGGCUGACUUUCAUACUGUUACUGCAGAGAAGAUGAUAGAAAACUUCCACACCAAUGCUGUGGCUCCUCUAAUGAUCACCAAGGCUUUCCUGCCUCUGCUAAAACAAGCUGCGUCCAGGGGACAAGCAGGUGGCUCAGGGAGCAUGGGCAUCCAGAGGGCAGCAGUUAUUAACGUGACCUCCCUGCUGGGCUCUGUGGAACUCAACUGGGGGGAGAGAGCAAACAACUUCAAAUGGUACCCCUACAGGACGUCCAAGAGUGCCCUAAACAUGGUGACUCGCUGUAUGGCUGUAGACAUGGAGCCUGAUGGGAUUCUCUGUAUGGCUAUACACCCAGGCUGGGUCCGCACUGACAUGGGGGGGUCUGAGGCUCCAUUGAGUCCAGAGGAGAGCAUUUCUUCCAUAUUGUCUGUGAUUGGAGGACUGACUGAAAAGGAUCAUGGGUCUUUUCUGAACUUUACAGGAGAGGUGUUGCCCUGGUGAUCCUGAUCAUCACAGUGAUGAGUGGGAUGAUUAUUAGCACUAUUAACUUAUGGCUAUUUAGUCAGUGAUAUCAUCUUUGACUAGAUGAAGGUAUCAAUGGCUCAGAGUGCACAGUGUUAUUUCUUAAUUUAGCUCUAUCUGCCAGACAAACUCAUAUAUUUCACCUAAAUGCAACUUAAUUAUAGGAGAGCAAUAAUGUUCAAUAAGUUGUAAAGAGAUGACACAAGUAGAUGGGUGGGGUGUGCUGUGUAGCUUGCCUUUUAGACUACAUAAUGUACACUGUAUAUUGUAUGCUAUAUCUAAGCUGUGUUCAAAUGUAAAUAAAAAUUAUUUUUCCUUGA
Molecule: messenger RNA, 1203 nt
Organism: Seriola dumerili (greater amberjack)
Lineage: Eukaryota; Metazoa; Chordata; Actinopteri; Carangiformes; Carangidae
Product: hydroxysteroid 17-beta dehydrogenase 2
Exons: 6
Coding region: 71-862 (263 amino acids)
Source: RefSeq, a predicted model, not a curated record